Sphenostylis stenocarpa is the source of this 2316-nucleotide messenger RNA. The record is from the annotation of a GenBank genome assembly. NCBI's taxonomy places the organism in Eukaryota, Viridiplantae, Streptophyta, Magnoliopsida, Fabales, Fabaceae.
AUGGAAUGUAAAAGGGAUGGUGCUUUAAGGGCCAAAGAACUUGCAGAGAAGAUGCUUUUACAGAAGGACUUUGGUCGGGCAAGAAUGUUUGCAAUGAAGGCUCUAGAAUUAAAUCCCAAUCUUGAUGGCCUUCCUCGAUUUCUAGCAACUAUUGAGGUGUAUAUCUCAGCUGAUAAAAAAGUUAAUGGAGAAGUUGAUUGGUACAGGAUCCUUGGUGUGCAACCCUUGGCUGAUGAAGAAACAAUUCGAAGACGAUAUAGGAAACUGGCUCUGACUCUGCACCCUGAUAAAAAUAAAUCUGUAGGUGCAGAUGGGGCAUUUAACCUUAUCUCACAGGCUUGGAGUUUGUUAUCUGAUAAAGCCAAGAGAAUCAGCUAUGACCAAAAGUACAACUUAUGGCGUACAUUCCAUGGAAAUCCUUCUGGGAAACCAUCUAUGCCAGCUAAUCAGAACGGUUUAUAUAGUAAUGUCUUCACUCCUGUGACGUUGAAACAUACAUUUUGGACCAUUUGCAAUUUCUGUGAGACAAAGUUUGAGUACCAUAAUGUUUAUAUUAACUCUGAUCUUGUCUGUACAUGCUGUCAUAAGCGAUUCAUGGCUUCUGAGACAUCGCCUCCAGCUGGAUACAGAAAUGGGUCAUCCACUUCAAGAAUAUCUCAGAUGAAGCAACAUAACUUCAACUCAAGCAGAAUGGAAAGAAGUAAUUAUCAUGUUCCUGGAAGGACACUAAUGUCUGCUGUCAAUUCAGCACAUGGGUCGGGCCCUUUCUCUAUGCCUAAUGGCACUUCCCGCUUUCCAACAUCAGCUUCUAGUGUUGCAGAGGCUCAUGGUGCUUUUAGUACGCUUUCUGAGAAUUUGAAGAGAAGGUAUGAAGAUUCAACUGCGUGGAGGGAGGAUGCACAUUUUGGGAAAACUUAUGUUGUUGAGAGAACUGGUGCUGGUUCAGUUUUUCAGUCCUCUCGAUUUGGUUCAAAUUCUAGUAUGAACGGUGACAAGCCAAGGAAGAGAAGGUCCACUGAUGAACAUAAAGUAGGUAGCGAUAGAAGAGAUAUGGAAAACAAAACAGUAUCUCAAAAUGAAGGAACAAACUUGGCUAAUGAGUUCGGGUCAGGAAGGGUAAAUGCUGCUGGAAAUUACAGACGCAAUGGUGCCAGGGACUUAUCACAGCUUCAAAUGAAGCAGAUAUUGGUGGAAAAGGCUAGGAAAGAGAUUCUGAAAAAGCUUGAUGAGUGGAAAGCUUCUUCUGCAUCAAAGAGUCUAGACAAGUCAAAUAACACUGAAACAGAAAUCAGUGAGAAGGGGAACAAUAGGGGAGUUAAAGGUUUAAAACCUGGUGAGCAAGAAUUUGUGGAUACUAAGGCUGCGGGCAAGAAGCGCUUUUCUGCUGAUCCAGAUCCUGAACUGCCUGGUUCUCUCUCUAUGAAUGUUCCGGACCCAGAUUUCCAUGAUUUUGAUGGAGACCGAAUUGAGAAUGCUUUUGGAGAAAACCAGGUGUGGGCUGCAUAUGACAAUGAUGAUGGCAUGCCUCGCUUCUAUUGCUUAAUCCAUGAUGUUAUCUCGAAGAAUCCUUUCAAUAUGAGGAUAAGCUGGUUGAAUACCAAAAGCAAUGAUGAAUUGGCCCCAAUUAAGUGGAUCAAUUCUGGCUUUCUUAAGACCAGUGGAGAUUUCAGAAUAGGAAAGCGUGUGUCCUAUGGCACUCUUAAUUCCUUCUCGCACAGGGUGAAGUGGACAAAAGGUUUGAGAGGGGUUGUCCAUAUAUACCCGAAGAAAGGUGACGUGUGGGCACUGUAUCGGAACUGGUCUCUUGACUGGAAUGAAUUCACUAAAGAUGAAGUAAUACAGAAAUAUGACAUGGUGGAGGUGCUUGAAGACUUCAGUGAAGAGCAAGGUGUCAAUGUUGCCCCUCUUGUCAAGGUUGCAGGUUUCAAGACAGUAUUUCGCCAGAAUGUUGAUCCAAGAAAAAUCAGGAAUAUUUCGAAGGUACAGAUGUUUCGUUUCUCACACCAGGUACCUUCAUACUUGCUUACCGGUGAAGAGGGUCCCAAUGCUCCUAAAGGUUGCUUGGAGCUUGAUCCUGCUGCUACGCCAAUGGAACUUCUUCAGGUGUUAACUGAAGAUCUGGAGCAAGAAAUAGUAAUGACAACUGAAAAAUCUGUGGAAGGUGAACUGAAGCAUAAAGAGAAUGCCAGGGAGGAGGGUUUGCUUAAAGAGUGCCAGACAACUAAGGAGGAAGGUUCUGAUGAAGGAUUGGGAGAGAAGAGACGCAAGCCAGAGAUUUUGUUUGUAUAUAAGCGAAGACGUCUGGGGCAAAAGUGA